Messenger RNA from Centruroides sculpturatus (bark scorpion), 1239 nucleotides. RefSeq lists its product as uncharacterized. The record is from RefSeq and is a predicted model, not a curated record. The transcript is spliced from 3 exons. The coding region runs from base 1 to 1239 and encodes 412 amino acids. Lineage: Eukaryota; Metazoa; Arthropoda; Arachnida; Scorpiones; Buthidae.
AUGGCCAAAGAAGUACGAAAAAAAUGGAACUGUUUAAAGAAAGAAGACAAGGAAAAAUAUAUAAAAAUGGCCGAGGAAGACAAAAAAAGAUAUUGCAAAGAAAAGAUAGAAUUGGCACGUACGAAACUAGAGGAUGAGAAACAACCAAGAGGUAGUGAAUUCAAAGAGAGUGAAGAAUUAGCCGAUGAACAUCCGGAUUCGAUUAAUGUGUAUGGUUCGAGCAAAUCUGUAGUGGAGAAUUGUUUGUCAGUUCAACAAUAUGAAGAAGACUUAAAAGCUGAAGGAGAAACAAUUAAGGAAAGCUGGAUUAUGACAAGGAUGCUCGGAAUACUGCCACCGAAACUAUACCACUUCAGGACAUCAUGGGAUAAUGCUAAUUCAAUGGACAAGAACAUCGACACCUUAAUUGAACGACUUCGACUGGAAAAAGACAGAUUGAAGGAAGACGACAAAAAGGAAUCAACCGCACAGAAUGCCCUCAUUUCAAAGCAGAAAACGCAAGAAAUACUUAUAAUUGUAACAACUGCAACCAUAAGGCCAUUUCGCAAGGGAGUGUGUAUAAAUGAGAAGUCAGACGAAUCAAACAAAGGAGAUAAGACUAAAGGACAACGACGAGCUCUUGUCACUGUAGGAUUGACUUCAACGAAAAUAAAUGACAAGAACUCAAGACGAAAUCGACAGGAUAUUUGGUAUCAAGAUAGUGUCGCCACACAGCGUAUGACCUUCAGGAAAGAAUGGCUGACAAACUACAAAGCGCCGGAGGAGUAUACGAAGGUGAUACUCGGGAACAACCCCGAAAUCAAUGGGAUCCGAGUAGGCGACAUCGAACUCGAGGCUUUUAAUGGAAGGGAAUGGUAUCCAGCAACCCCGAAAGACGUUUUAUAUGUUCCUAAUAUAUCAUUCAACCUAUUUUCGGUUACCAAAAUGUUGGAUAAAGGGUUUGUUCAGACUGCCAAUGCAAACACGUCAAUUAUCGAAACGGUCUAUAGAAAGGAGCAAAUAGCAGUAGCGCAACGACUCGAAGAAUUAUAUCAAAUGAUGUUUCGAAGAGAGGUCACAGGAAUGUGCACGAUGGACCAACUCAAUCAAAGUCUGACACAUCAGAAUGUGAAGUACUGCAAGAGUAUUUUGGACAGAAACAAUAUAAGAUACAUCGAUGACUGGGACAACAACGUUUUUGUAUCGGUUGUGUAUAGGGCAAACAAAAACAUAUCUCUCACCCAAGAAAUAAUAAGGUAG